Molecule: messenger RNA, 999 nt
Organism: Onychomys torridus (southern grasshopper mouse)
Lineage: Eukaryota; Metazoa; Chordata; Mammalia; Rodentia; Cricetidae
Gene: Hsd17b2
Product: hydroxysteroid 17-beta dehydrogenase 2
Exons: 4
Coding region: 1-999 (332 amino acids)
Source: RefSeq, a predicted model, not a curated record
AUGAGCCUGUUUUUCUCUGAGUCAGCGUGGCUCAGCUUGGCUGCCACCGCAGUGCUGGGGGGCAUGCUGCUCUGCAGAUCCAAGAGGCCAGGGCAGCUGUGGAGCCAGGUGCUGUGCCUCGCUGGCCUCUGGGGAGGUGCUUGUCUGCUCGGCCUGUCCCUCCUCUGCAGCUUGCUCCUCUUGUUACUGUCCUGCUUCCUCCUGUAUACGUGUUCAUCGGAUCAAGAAUUGUUGCCCGUGGAUCAAAAGGCCGUGUUGGUGACAGGUGCUGAUUCCGGUUUUGGUCAUGCAUUGUCCAAGAACCUGGACAAGCUGGGCUUCACAGUGUUUGCUGGAGUGCUGGAUGCAAAAGGCUCGGGAGCGGAGGAAUUGAGAAGAACUUGUUCUGAGCGCCUCUCUGUGCUCCAGAUGGAUGUCACUAAGGUAGAGCAGAUCAAAGAUGCUCACAGCAAAGUCACAGAGAAGAUAAAAGACAAAGGUCUGUGGGCUGUGGUCAACAACGCUGGGGUCUUCCAGUUACCAAUAGAUGGGGAACUCAUUCCCAUGACCCACUACAGAAGAUGCAUGGCCGUGAACUUCUUUGGAGCCGUGGAGGUCACCAAGGUGUUUCUGCCUCUACUUAGAAAAUCCAAGGGGAGGCUGGUGAAUGUCAGCAGCAUGGGAGACAUCACAGGCCCACCUGAAACUUGGGAUAAGAUGGAGAAGGAAAUCCUGGACCACCUUUCCCAGGAGAUACAGGAUGACUAUGGCCAGGACUAUGUCCGUACACAGAAGAACUUACUCCCGAUCAUGAAAGACAGGUCCUGCUCAGACAUCACCCCUGUGCUGCGGGACAUCGAGCACGCCAUUUCUGCCAGGAGCCCCUCUUCCUUGUAUACCCCAGGGCGACUGACUUACUUGUGGAUCUGCUUCUCCUCCUAUUCCCCGACCAGCUUAUUGGACUAUAUUUCACAAAAAUUUUUUGUUCCAAAACAGAUGCCGAAAGCUCUAAGGGGUUAG